CCACGGCUAAGUGUCGUGUGAAAGUGUACGCCGUCCUGGUAGGAAGUGUAGAUCCCGAGCAACGAUUCAAUCGCCGGUUGCUCCCUUUUAUUCGGCGACCGAGUGCCACGGAAUUCACACACCGGUGUGUACGUUUCGUGCGCGAGAAAGAAAAGUGCGACCGACGAUCAUGUGUAUCCGCACGACAAUCUGUUUGGCCGUCAUCGUGGCCGUGGUCGCGUGUACUGUUAAUUGCGAGGAAGUGCAGUCGUCGGUAAUCAAAGAGGGGAUAAAUUUAAACGCAACACAAUACAAUGCAACAAUUAACGAUGACAAAAAUUUUUGGGAUUGGAUAUUGGCCGGGAUAUUGUCCCCUAGUGAUUCCACGACUGAAAAUCCGAAACCAGGAACUCCUGAAGAGUGUUUACCUUGCAAAUGCGGUUUGACGAACGUACAGAGACGUAUCGUCGGUGGUGUCGAGACUCAAGUUAAUCAAUAUCCAUGGAUGGUUUUAUUGAUGUACAGAGGACGAUUCUAUUGCGGUGGAUCUGUUAUAAGCUCUUUUUACGUAGUAACUGCCGCCCAUUGUGUCGACAGGUUCGAUCCCAAGCUCAUAUCGGUGCGGAUAUUGGAACACGAUCGUAACUCCACCACAGAGGCAAAGACGCAAGAAUUUCGUGUCGAUAAAGUGAUUAAGCAUAGCGGUUAUUCGACGUAUAAUUAUAACAAUGACAUCGCGCUCAUCAAACUGAAGGACGCGAUUCGAUUCGAGGGAAAGAUGAGACCUGUUUGUCUUCCAGAACGAGCGAAAACUUUUGCCGGAUUGAAUGGAACAGUGACAGGUUGGGGGGCGACAGCCGAGUCUGGCGCCAUAUCACAAACUCUACAGGAAGUCACGGUUCCGAUUCUCUCGAACGCCGAUUGUCGCGCCAGUAAAUAUCCAUCGCAAAGGAUUACGGACAACAUGCUGUGCGCCGGUUACAAAGAGGGAAGCAAGGAUUCGUGUCAGGGAGACAGUGGUGGUCCCCUGCAUGUCGUCAACGUGGAUACGUAUCAAAUAGUCGGAAUCGUAUCUUGGGGCGAAGGAUGCGCAAGGCCUGGUUACCCUGGUGUUUACACCAGGGUGAAUCGUUACCUCUCGUGGAUAAGUCGCAACACCGAGGACUCUUGUUACUGUUGAUUUAAACGAUGAAUAAUAAUCAAAGAGGGUUAAAACGAUUUUCUACUUGUUCCACGAGAAGUUAAAAAUAAUAGGUGGCCACGCGAUCCGUUAUCCCACAUCGAUGGAGACAAUUGAAAAUUAAGGCACGUAUCGCGCGUUCUCCACGCGACUCGUAAUAUUGAACGUACGAGAAAGAAAGUCACCCGGACUUUCUCUGUUUCUUCGAACUGGAAUUUCGGUGAAAACUAUAUGUGUAUAUAUAUAUAUAUAUAUAUAUAUAUACCCGUUGCCCACGGAGCUUUGAUUCUUUCUGUAUCCGUUUCCAUCAAUUUCGUGGGCGACAGUGAAACGUCGAUUGUCAUUGAUCAUCGACAAAAUUUUUUGUCGUACACGAAUUGUUCGAAGGAAUUCGAAAGUGUUUAGUUUUAAAUAUUUAUGAUAACUGAUAGAAUAUAUUUAUGUAUAAAAUACUCGAAUGAUACUCAAGUUUGUAAGUUAAUUUUUAAUUUUAUAGUAUUUAUGUAUCAAUUUUUUAUUUUUUGUUUUACUAUUAUUAUCAAAUUCAUUUGUAUUGCGUGGAAUUUUUUAUUUUAUUAUUUUUAUAAUAAAGUUAAAAAUAAAGUUGAGAUCUGGAAAUCCAAUUUUCCAGAGAAACA
Molecule: messenger RNA, 1797 nt
Organism: Apis mellifera (honey bee)
Lineage: Eukaryota; Metazoa; Arthropoda; Insecta; Hymenoptera; Apidae
Product: trypsin-1
Exons: 8
Coding region: 170-1159 (329 amino acids)
Biological process (GO): proteolysis
Molecular function (GO): serine-type endopeptidase activity
Source: RefSeq, a predicted model, not a curated record